Molecule: messenger RNA, 2655 nt
Organism: Glycine soja
Lineage: Eukaryota; Viridiplantae; Streptophyta; Magnoliopsida; Fabales; Fabaceae
Product: pollen receptor-like kinase 4
Exons: 2
Coding region: 510-2504 (664 amino acids)
Biological process (GO): protein phosphorylation
Molecular function (GO): protein binding; protein kinase activity; ATP binding
Source: RefSeq, a predicted model, not a curated record
GUAAAUUAUAAAUUUAGCAUCCAUGAGACAAAUUAUUAUACUAGUUAAACAAAUACAUACGAAUCUAAUAAUGGAAUUGGAAAAUCCAAUUGCAAUCUAAGUCAAAGGACACGGUUUGCUAUCUUAAAUUACAUACGCUGAAAAGAAAGAAGGAACAAAAUCAGAGGACCUCCUUAGACCUCUCGCGCAAACAGCUCAACUUGUGAGAACACCCAAAAUUAAGAUGUCAUGAGACGCAACAAAAAAAAAAAUUAGCACAUUCUCCGCUUAUUUCUGUCAUCUGUUCUGGAUCUGUUCUUACUAGCCUCUUUCUUAGCCCCUAAUAGCUCCAUCGCCAUUGGCCUUUGGCCACUAAUGAUCAGAGAUGGUGUUGUAUAAUAAUAAUAAUAAUAAUAAUAAUAAUAAUAAUAAUAAUAAUAAUAAAGAGAUCGAAGAAUGACAUAUAGUUGAAUCUUGACUUGUGGGUUUUGGCUCUUUCAUCCCGUCAUUAUCAUUGUAAUUGUCACUCAAUGGUAAUGGGCGCGCGCUCUGCUUCGCUCGAGCGCGCACCAUCAAAUAAUGUCGUCAAGUUGUGGUUCACCUUAAUAUUAAUAUCAUGUUCGUGCACAUCAGCGAUGUCUUCAGAUGCUGAGGCACUGUUGAAGUUCCGGGAUUCUUUGAGAAAUGUGAUAGCCCUUAGUAGUUGGGACCCAUCCAUAAACCGAAAGCCACCGUGCUCUGGCAACAUCCCCAACUGGGUGGGCCUGUUUUGUAUGAAUGACAAGGUUUGGGGGUUGCGGCUUGAGAACAUGGGCCUAACAGGCAACAUCGACGUAAAGUCUCUGGGUUCAAUCCCCGCUCUCCGAACGGUUAGCCUAAUGAACAAUACCUUUGUGGGUCCCUUGCCUGACGUGAAGAUGCUACCAAAUCUCAAGGCCCUCUACUUGUCCUAUAAUCAUUUCUCCGGACAGAUACCGGAUGAUGCGUUUACGGGUUUGAAUAGAUUGAGGAAACUGUAUAUGUCCAACAACGAGUUCACAGGUCAAAUUCCUUCCUCUCUUGCCACCUUGCCCAGUCUCCUCAUCCUCAGGCUCGACUCAAACAAGUUUCAAGGUCAAAUCCCCCAAUUUCAACGCAAUAAAAGUUUGAAGAUUAUCAACCUGUCUAACAAUGACUUAGAGGGGCCCAUCCCGGCCAAUCUAAGCACCUUCGACGCCUCCUCAUUUAGCGGAAACCCGGGACUAUGCGGGCCGCCCCUGACCAACGAGUACUGCCAAAGGGGAGCCCCAGAGGCGUCCAAAAUGCGCCUUCUAAAAAUUUUACUUGCUGUGAUCGCCAUAGCAUUGAUAAUAGCCAUCAUCCUGGUUGCAGUCCUAUUGGUGAUAUGUCGGUUGAGGUCACAGAAACAUCAUACGUUGCAGGGCCAAGCCUCCCAAAAUUACGCUCCUCCCAUUUAUGUCAAAACUAAAAGCCUAGCUGAUCACUAUGCUGCUAGUCCCAGGCUGGUUUCAUCAUCAGAUCGCGGUGGCCAUGGACAUUCCAGGAGGGGGGAACAAGCUGGCAAACUGACAUUCCUCAGCCAUCACCAACCCAAGUUUGAUUUGCAGGAUUUGCUAAAGGCCUCCGCCGAAAUUUUAGGAAGUGCCGGUUUUGGGUCUUCCUACAAGGCCGUUGUUUUGGACGGUCAAGCCGUGGUUGUCAAGAGGUACAAGCACAUGAACAAUGUGCCAAGAGAUGAGUUCCACGAGCACAUGAGAAGGCUGGGCAACCUCAACCAUCCCAAUCUUCUCCCUCUUCUCGCCUAUUAUUAUCGAAAAGAUGAAAAGUUUUUACUCACUUCCUUUGUUGACAACGGUUGCUUGGCCAGCCAUCUUCAUGGUAAUCGUGACUAUCAAAGGCCAGGACUUGAUUGGCCCACUCGCUUGAAAAUCGUGAAAGGUGUAGCCAGGGGUUUGGCUCACCUAUACAGUUCCCUCCCAAGCGUGAUUGUGCCUCACGGUCAUAUCAAAUCUUCCAACGUGCUUUUGGAUGAAUCCUUCGAGCCCCUACUCACUGAUUAUGCCCUCAGUCCCGUCAUCAACCUUGACCAUGCCCAACAAAUCAUCAUGCCUUACAAAUCUCCCGAGUAUGCUCAACUUGGUCGCAUUACAAAGAAGACUGAUGUGUGGAGUUUUGGAAUUCUGAUACUGGAGAUCUUGACCGGCAAAUUCCCAGAAAACUAUCUCACACUUAGGCAUAAUACUGAUUCUGACAUAGCCAGUUGGGUAAAUACCAUGAUUACUGAGAAGCGCACCACUGACGUGUUUGACGUAGAGAUGGGAGGAAUCGGAAAUAGUAAAGCUGAAUUGCUCAAACUUUUAAAGAUUGGCUUAAGCUGUUGUGAGGAGAAUGUGGAAAGAAGGCUAGAUAUCAAGGAAGCUCUUGAGCAAGUUGAAGACUUGAAAGAGACUGAAAAUGAUGCCAUUAUUGGAGAAUACUCCUCCACUCUCAUCACCACCGAAAGAAAUGCUUAUAUAGCUGUGUGAUUCUCACUAGCUUUUCUUUUCAGCUGCUUCACUCCGACUUUAUUUGGAACCUACACAUUUGUACCCGUGGAAGGUGGCUUUCCCCAUGAAGAUGAACAUAUGCCAUCAAUUAAUCUUAAAUUCCUUUAAUUAAUUAAUUAGUUUUUGUCUC